Molecule: messenger RNA, 2537 nt
Organism: Cyprinus carpio (common carp)
Lineage: Eukaryota; Metazoa; Chordata; Actinopteri; Cypriniformes; Cyprinidae
Product: group 3 secretory phospholipase A2
Biological process (GO): arachidonate secretion; phospholipid metabolic process
Molecular function (GO): A2-type glycerophospholipase activity
Source: RefSeq, a predicted model, not a curated record
UUAAAAACCCAGUUAUCCUUCAGCACCUCUGGCUAUACAUUCAUUCAUUCUAAAAACACACACAGAAUUGUUGUACAGUUAUUCAUUUUGCGGAAAAAAAAAAUGCAAAGCUAUCACCUUUUGCAGGCAGUUUUAUACCUUUUCAUGCUGUUUCAUGCUGGUUUCAGUGCUGACAAUUCUGAGAAAAGCAGCACUUUAUGUAUUUGGACUAGAUCCACUUCAGGUGGGCAAAUACAGUAUGCAUUUCUCCACAGGACUCAGACAUCUCUUCUCUUGUAUGACAGCAUCUGGAACAAAAACAACAGCCUUUUUAGCUGCAUGACAAGUGAUGAGCAAUCUGUGAUUGAGAGUUACCUGUCCAGGUGCUGGGAAGACAGUUCUUUCUCAAAGAUGCUUGAUGAACGCUUUGACAUCAGUGAGCUGAUUGAUCCUCACGGCCCCUGUGAGGCUGCAGGCAUUACGGAGGAAUUUACAGCAUCUGUAUGGAGAGCCAGAGACCUGAGGAGUGUUGGACCUGAUGGAUUCGCACACCAGGACAGUGGAGAAAGCUCCACACAGACGCUGCACCGCUCAAAGCGAGCAUGGAUGAUUCCAGGGACUCUGUGGUGUGGCUCAGGAAAUAAGGCUAUGGCCUUUGGUGACCUGGGUGUCUUUGAAGAUACCGAUAAAUGCUGCAGAGAACACGACCACUGUAAAGACACCAUUGCUUCAUUUUCAUACGACCAUGGUGUCUUUAACACCAACAUCUUCACUUUAUCACACUGCGACUGUGACAACAGGUUCCGCCGCUGUCUCCUGGGUGUUAAUAAUACCAUGUCCAACCUUGUGGGCUACGGAUACUUCAAUGUGCUAAAGAUGCGCUGCUUUGAGUUCUCUCAGCGGAUGCAGUGUGCCAAGAGAACGUGGUGGGGCAUGUGUGCAAUUUAUGAACUUGCUCAAUACGCUGUGGUAAAAGAUGCAGCGAACUACACCGACACACUCCCAGACCAAGACAUGGAGGUGCUGGAAACGAGUUUUCACCAAGCAAUCACUCUGGGACAAAACCAGGUCACCAAAAACACAGACGAAUCUCCUACUAUACAAGGUCCCAGGAGCAGCAGUGAAGAACCGAGUCCAGUUUCGACAUCACCAGGGCCAUCUGUUAUGACACUGCAGUCCCGGAAAUCUGAAGCUUCCAUACUUCCAACAGACGCACCAAAUAUAACAACAGACAGACCACAAAUAGGCAAGUUUGAGAUGUGUGAGCUCUACAGAGACCUGGAUUCAUGCCAUCUACAGAUCCCUGCUUUACAGGAGAAAUUCGGUCUACGAAACCCUGGCAUGAGAACCCUUUACCACUGCAACUGUACUGCCAGGCUUGUCCAAAAGAUCUUGUCCAAAGAAUUGGAUGAAACUGACCCUGUGCAUUCGCUGUUGAUGGAUUUCGUAUCACAAUCCUGCUUCACCCUACCGCAGUCUGAAAACUGUGUCAAUGGAAAAAGUUGCUCAACUCAUCCACCAGAAACACAGUUUAUCCAAAAUUGGGGGAAAGACAUGACAGGAGGACGACAUCUAGUGGACUUCAAACGCAAACUCAAGAGGAUGAACCCUAAACGCUCCAAGAGGAAAGACUCUCCAGUCAGAUUAUAUAAGAAAUGCAUAAGGAUGCACACUAAACUGCAGAAACCUAGAGUUCCUAAACGGAAAGGGUCAUAAAGCCCGUUUCAACUUACCAAAGUGGCAAAAAACGUGCAAUGGUAAACAACAUCAAUACAAAUGCUCUUAUGAAACAGCUUAUGUAGCCUACAUUAGGAGUCAUUGGGGGAAACGCUUCCUUCUUUAACUCACAACCUGCCACAAAUGUACUUUUUGGUAUAAGAAGUUUGUGCUUAAAUAGCAUUGUGAACAUAUUUAUCUAAUUUUAAAUAUAGCUUAAUAUAAUAGGUCAGAGAGUGUUACAGCUAACGUUAGUCUACUUCAGUAUGGGGUAAUAUGGUACCAAUUGUAUUAGCUGCAAGAAAUAAUAUGCAUUUAAAGCCAACUUCUAGGUGGCAUAUAUAGUUUAAUUAUUUGAAACUGAUAUUCUGCCACAUACUUUAAUGAAAUAAUGCAUCGUAAACAUUUAAGUCAUAACUAUUUUUACAAUUGCCCCCACCCUCACAGCCAUGAUAAGACUGACGAGCUAGCGAUAGAUUCUUUCAUUCAUACUUUACCCCGCAAUCAAGUCAAGAGAUAAACUAGAUAUAAGUUUGAAUUCAAAGGCAUGUAAACUUUAUACAGCAGUACUGGACAUCUCAAAAUCAUUUUCAUACCCCAAAAUCGGUUUUCCGUUGUAUUUUUUUCCUCCUGAGUCGCAUUUCCCGCUUUUUCUCCUCAGGUAAAACAUGCGUUUGCGCAUGCGCUGAAAAUGUCACGAUAUGUUGUUACGAUAUUUUUUGGUCUCUACUAGCCUACCUAAGAUUGCACUAUAACUGAAUUUAUGUAAUAAGCAAAUGUUGUAAAUGUAUGUACAAGUGUAUAUAGCAUGUAAAUUAAUUAAUAAAAAUAUCUUUAUAUGA